AUGUCGGACCUGUGGACAGAUCCGUUGUGGAGGAGAGACAAUGACCCGUGUCCGGGAGCGAACGGGACGACGAUAGGGACGACGCAGAAGUUCACGCUGCUGUGUGGGCUGAACGUGGUGGGCGAUGUGAUCAACACGCCAGACGUAGACACUUUCGAGCAGUGCGCGGACUUGUGCGCUUCGUUCCACCCAAAGUGCGAGGCUGUCUCGUUCAGCAGACGGAAGUGCGAGUUCAAGGCGAACGUCAAGGAGAGCAAGACGCACAACUCCCGGUUUACCGACGCCGCCAUGGCCAUUUUCCCCUCGGCGUCGUCGAACUGCGGCAGGCUCGGGAGGACGACGAGGUCAAACGGGAUGCAGUUCAACCUCUUCUGCGACAACGUCAUCAACGGGGACGACAUUGUGCAGAACUUUGCGCCCACCUUCCAAGACUGCCUGGACCAGUGCUCGCAAAACGACGCCUGCAAGGCCGUGUCGUACGACGCGAAGAUGACGCUGGGGUUCAAGAACUGCUACCUCAAGACCGCGAACGGCAGCAACGCUCCCCUGAGCAGCUCCGGAGUGGACACAGCCGUCUUCAACGCAGCCGCGGCGGAAAACCCUUCCCCCUCGGGCUCGGCCUCGCCAUCCGCGCAGCCCGCACCAUCCUCGACUUCUGUCGCGCCAGCCAACCCGGCCGUCUCCGACACCACCCAGGCCGCAGCCCAGCCCAGCACCACGGCCGCCGCCGUCGCGACUUCACAGCCCGUCGCGGCCACGACCUCUCCGCCGGCCGCCGCCCCCGCGGCAAGCACCAGCACAUCUUCCUCCUCCGCCGCCGCCGCAGCCGGCGGCGGCAGCUUCUUCACGCCGCCCGUGCCCGUCGUGCUGCCCCAGAGCGUCAGCACGCAGACCAUCGUCUCCAUCAUCACCAGCAUGCAGGACUCGGUGCCCACGGUCGUCUCGACGACGCAGAUCCUCACCGUGCCCGUGACGCAGACCGCCGAGGUCGCCGCGCCGCCGCCGGCGGGGGGCAUCCCGGAGACGGGGGGACCCGCGGGCGGCGCAGCGCCCACGUCGACGGCGGCGGCCGACGCCGCCGCGACAGACAGCAGCAGGGCCUGGAUCGCGGCGCCGGUCGUGGGCUCCGUCGCGGCCGUCAUGGUCAUCGCCGUCGCGUUCGUCAUGUGGGGCCGCCGGCGCAGCGCGGCGCGGUCGUCGUCCCUCUUCAGCCGGCUGCCCUUCACGCGCGCCGGCGGCGGCGGGGGCAGCAGGGGCGGCGGGGAGAAGGGCGCCUUCGGCGGCAGCCAGCGCGGGUUCGGCAACUACUGGCGGACGGGCCAGCGCCUGGCCGACGAGGAGUCGCGGGCCGGCGUCAGCAGCCAGCGGAGCACGCGGCCGCCGACGCGGCUGAGCACGCCGCAGUUUGAGGUGCACCAGGGCAAGAUCCGCGAGAGCGGCGGCGGCGGCGGGCAGUCUGGGCCGGCAUCGAAUGGGCUGGGGCUGAACAAGCCCAAUCUGGAUGGCAUUCCUAGUUUUUUGAGGGAGUGA
Thyridium curvatum is the source of this 1530-nucleotide messenger RNA. RefSeq lists its product as uncharacterized. The record is from RefSeq and is a predicted model, not a curated record. Bases 1 to 1530 code for a protein of 509 amino acids. The transcript has a single exon. NCBI's taxonomy places the organism in Eukaryota, Fungi, Ascomycota, Sordariomycetes, Thyridiales, Thyridiaceae.